AUGCUGGCUGAGGAGGAAAUGUGGAUCAACAUCAACACCUUGAUUGCUUCAAGGAUCUGCGGGCUCAAAGGUAUCAAAUCGGUCUCCAGAGAGCCUCGGCUCAGGGUGUCGGCAGCGCUCACGGCCCUCACUACAGCCUGCUGUGACCGACAGCACCGGCCUAGCCUGCAGUGCGGCCCGGAGCCGCCAGGCCCCGGGGACCCCGUCAGGCCCUGGGGGGCUCCCAGGCAGGCAAAAGGGCGGGGCCGCAGGCGGAGCUCGGCGCGGAAAGAUGACGUCAUCACCGCCGCCAGAAGCCGGCGGAACGCCCGCAGCACACGUGUUCCCGAUCAGCAUUUUAGAAUGCCGAAAAUGAUUGUGGAAAAAAAAGAGAAGAAGGCAGAAAAAAGAAAAAAGCUGAAGCAACAUGUGGCCCAAAAGGACCAGCUGGAAUUGGAAACUAAACCAGCGAAGAAGAAGAAGCUGCAGGCUACAAAAGAAGAGGAAGAGCUUAUUGCAGAGGAAGAACUUACUCCAGAGGAAAAGAGAAAACUGGAAAGAAAAUUAAAAAAAGAACGCAAGAAGAAGGAGAAACAGCUGAUGAGGGAAGCUGGAAUCCCCAUUAAAAAGGUGCAGCCCAAAAAGCCAUCGGGAUCUGAGAGGGCUCUGGCCUAUUUAACCAGCUGGUCUAAAAACCCAGAAAAAUGGAAGUUUCAAAAGACAAGACAGACGUGGCUUCUCCUGCACAUGUAUGAUAAAGAGAAGGUUCCAGAUAAGUAUUUCCCCAUUUUACUGGAUUAUCUGCAAGGUCUUCAGGGUGGUGCACGAGACAAAACUGUGCAGAAAGCUGAAGCUUUUAUGAAGGAAUUUGACGGUUCUGAUGGAGAAGACCCAAACCUUCUGGAGAAGUGCGAGCGCAUCAGACAAGUUCUACAACUGCUGUCCUGAGUGUAUUUCUGUGUCAUAAUUGUCUGGUGGAGGGAAGGAGAGGAUGUCACAUACAGAGGCUGUAAAGGAUUUGUAAAGAUAAUACUAAAUUUUAUACUUACAAUUUUUUCCAACUGAAAAUAUUUAUCGUGUUCGGAGGUGAUGAAAUAAAAAUAACAUAUAUAGCCCAUAGUCUUGCUAUUAAUCUUACUGCACCUCUUUAGAAAAAUAAACCUCUCUCCCUCUCAUUAGUUUUUCUCCAUCUCCCCCUCUAAUUACUGUUACAUAUGAGGAACUUUGCAGCUCUUAAUAAGAAGAGCAAAGGAGCCAACAGAAAGCCUGGAGGGUCUUUUACAAUGGCAGCUUUUAAAAUGAGUGUACAGUACAGUGCAUGCUCAGCCAGCUGUAAUCUCUCACUUUCAGCUUCAGAAGGAUGUCACUUGGAUUUGGGAAGGAUCAUUUUCAGUCUGUUGAACAUGGGUUGUACAGCAUUUGCUUAUUAGUACUUCACAUGGUGAUCUGGAGAUACCAUCAGCUUUGUUGGUUUUCCUUUUAUAUUUUAAAGUUUUCAAAUGCAUUAGGGCAAUUGUUUAGAUACUCAGAUAAUGCACAGAUGGGAACAGAUCAAAUCCUUGACUAUAUGUGGUGAAAUCAUCAAAUUGUAGCAAAACUUAGCCUACAAUCAGAAGUGCUGUGCUGUAUCCAGCCUGCCAAUAUUGCAUUUUCCUCCUGCAACUGGCAUCCAAAGGAGUUAAUUCACGUUCAUUCCUUUUGGCAUGGGGCAUUUGUCUCUUAUGAACGUGCUGAAAAUGAGGCUUUCAAAUAAAAACCAAGGACAUUAAUUACUCAAAGUUGGAUGAUUGGCUUAUUUAAUAA
Molecule: messenger RNA, 1782 nt
Organism: Pseudopodoces humilis (Tibetan ground-tit)
Lineage: Eukaryota; Metazoa; Chordata; Aves; Passeriformes; Paridae
Source: RefSeq, a predicted model, not a curated record